This is a messenger RNA of Letharia columbiana, 717 nucleotides long. RefSeq lists its product as uncharacterized. Bases 1 to 717 code for a protein of 238 amino acids. The transcript is spliced from 4 exons. The record is from RefSeq and is a predicted model, not a curated record. NCBI's taxonomy places the organism in Eukaryota, Fungi, Ascomycota, Lecanoromycetes, Lecanorales, Parmeliaceae.
AUGAAACGUGAAGCGGACGCAGAUGCUCUGUAUGAAAUCAUCAAGACCGUCAGCAUUGUAGCACUCGUCCUCGGUCAACCUGAAACACUAGGCUGGAUUGGUGCUACAGAUACUCUCAAGUUCCAUCUACCGGAAUGGGAGACCACCGCUCGUCAUCGCGGAGAAAAGCAGGUCCAGAUUGGCAAGAAAUCGGGUGUGAAAGAACGCGUAUCCUUGGUCUUUGAUCGUGUCAUGCCCGGCCACAGAAAGUACUUUGGCUUCAGUAGAAAGAUCGCCUACAUUGCCAUUUUCGUAGGAUUAUUGAUAUUACUAGCCGUGAUACUUGGUCUUGCAAUUGGCCUCAGCAAGAAGUCCAGUAACCACCAGAAUCUCCCUUUGGGAUCGCAGACUUACACCGGCGAUCUCACCUACUACGGCCCUGGACUAGGUGCCUGCGGCAUCACUUCCUCAGACACCGACCACAUUGUAUCCAUCAGUCACUUUACAUUCGACGCUGUAUCCAAAGGCUCAAAUCCGAACGCCAAUCCGCUGUGCGGACACAAGCUGAGAGCUGUUCGCAAUGGCAACAGCAUUGAUUUGACCGUUGUAGAUCGAUGUGUGGGCUGUCAACCUACUGACGUGGACGUCAGCCCUGGGGCUUUCAAGCAAUUGGCUGAUCCGAGUCUUGGACGCGUUGAAGUGACCUGGGCUUGGCUGCCCCCUGUGCCCGCAACCUGA